Messenger RNA from Botrytis sinoallii, 2511 nucleotides. RefSeq lists its product as uncharacterized. Lineage: Eukaryota; Fungi; Ascomycota; Leotiomycetes; Helotiales; Sclerotiniaceae. The coding region runs from base 184 to 897 and encodes 237 amino acids. Gene Ontology annotation, biological process: mitotic cell cycle. The transcript has 2 exons. Gene Ontology annotation, cellular component: DASH complex; mitotic spindle. The record is from RefSeq and is a predicted model, not a curated record.
ACAUUUGGACCAAAUGGACGUGGAUUUGUGAAUUUACGUGACUUUACGCGUCAAAAUAUACUCUUUGGGGGUCUUUUGAAGAAUUCUAGAAACAGUCAAAGUCACAUUCUUCCUUCCUGACCCACUGAUACCGAUACUGACCCUGUCCUUGUCCUUGUCCUUGUCCUUACCUCUUGGUCCAUUAUGGCUACCCCAGAUAUUGGCAAGCUAGACCUUUCAGAUUCAGACAAUGAUGACCUUUUUGCAUCCCCUUCCAAACCCUCAAAGGCUGAUCUCAAGGCUCUAAACAAGAGUUCGGAAGGCAAUGCGCCGGCGCAAAGAAGUGGGGGAUCAAAAUACGAUGCUGAGACAGCAAGAGAAGCGGCCCUGCAAAAGGAACUAGAAGGAGUUCGCAAUAUCAAUGAACUCAUAGAAGGAGUGCUGGGCAGUCUGGAUCUUGCGAAGGGAAAUAUGGAUACAGUCUCACAAACGGUUACAUCCGCUUCAACGCUACUUAACACAUGGAUUCGCAUACUAUCACAGACGGAACAUAAUCAAAGAUUAAUCUUGAAUCCAAAUUGGCGGGGCGCAAGUCAGGAUAUUGCAGAUAUGGAGAACGAGCAGGUAUUGAAAGCUCAAGCUGCUGAACGUCGGGCUGCGGAGGAAGAGCGAAGAAGAGAAGCUGCAAGGCAAAGAGCGGAGGAUGAAGAAAGGCAAAGACAAGCUGGCACAACAUCUCGUGGGACCCGAGGAGGAAGAGGCAGAGCUAGAGGAGGAGUUUUAAGACCUGGAAGUGUUUCCUCGUCAGGAUAUGGACGUGGAAGCUCGACCGGCUCAAGCACAGGUACUGGCACAAGCAGAGGUGGAUCAGGUAUUGGAAGAGGUAUUCCACGAGGCAGAGCACGAGGAGUACGAUGAAUCAUUCAAAUCAUUCGCUACAAAUUUCUACAUGAUGGUGUCUCAGAUGUGCCAACCUGGAUCGACCAUUACCCAAAACCAUACCCCAAACCUGCCACAACGCCAAAUUUCUUGCAGUAAUAAGUACAAUCAUUUUUUCUUGAAGAAGUCGCUCAUCUUUUUCAUACCACUAGUGUUGACCUUCUUUAGAUUCUUGACACCUCUGCUCUCACCAGCCUUCUUCCUCUUAUCCUCCUCGUCUUGUUUGCGCUUCUUUUCUGCGCGCGUUUCUAUCUCCUCAUCAUCACCUACCGUUGCUCGCUUCCUCGAAUAAUCUCCCAUAGAUCUUGCCGCCAAAGCAUCUUGCCGCAAUUUCGUUAGAUAUCCGAGAUGGCUAUCCAAGGAGGUGAAGUCGAUAGGUGAUGUUGAUGAUUUUAAAGAAUUCUUCAAUACGUCACUGAGGUGAGGGGCUAUGUAAUUCGAGCAAAUGAAAAAGAAUGCCGUACGGAUGCGCAGCAGGUCAGCAACACCCUGGGGUGCAUCGAUCGAUGGCAUGCUUAUUCUCUGAUCUUUAGAGACAUCAGCCAAAUCGCCCGAAAUUGAUGUUGCUGCUGUUGAAGCUUCAGAAAGUGAACUCGCUACAGUAUCUGUGGAUGAGUCUGUAAUUUGUGUAGUUUGUGAACCGAUUCGUGGAGUCGAAGUUCCUGACUUUGCCGAUGCACUCGCUUCCUCGUUCAAUCCUUCCUGAGUAGAUUCCUCACCACGGUUGAUACUCAGCACUGGUACGUCGAGUGCUUUUCUAACGAGUUUCUCCUCCAUGCUAGCAGGCAACCCGUACUCAACCAUUUUCUUGGCCUUCUGUAAAAGUUCCUUGGAAAGCUUUUCCUCGUUUAUUCUGAACAUUGUUUCGUCCCCAGCGUCCACUGUGUCGCAUACUGCCGUCAUCCUUUGUUCUAGCGUCGAUCGUAAUGGGCCAGCUCUCAGGAAAGACCCUAAAUGUGGUGAUGUAGAUAUUAAUUUAUCGAAAUAAUCAUCGCCAGACAGGAAUAACUUUUUGGGUGGAUCCGAAACUUUGGUCGUGGGAACAGGUGCAAGAGCUGGAAGAAUAAUGAAUAGAGAGUCAAUUGGCGUCGCAAUGAAUAGAUCUGCCCCUUUCGUGACAUAACCUUUGGCUUUGGACGAAGACUCUUCAUUAUCAAUCGUUUCAUCUUUGGGUGGUUCUUCCUUUAAUGAUGCCGUCGACUCAUCUUCCGGUACGAGUAACCAGCUUUUAGGUGUGGUUUUUGGUGCAGCUAUUCGAGUAAAUUCAUUGAAACCUUUAUUGGGACAUACAAGAUAUCGACUAUCCUUUGCGUAUCUAGGGUUUUCGAGUGUGAUAAUUCGAGCCUCCGUACUGAUAUCCUUUGGUAAUAUGAAAACCCUCGGGGGGUUGACAUCGUCUGGCUGCAGUUUGACUUUUGGAUCGGCGACUUUCGAAGGUUCUGUUUCUACUGCUGCAGCUUUGGUGGCUGGUCUCCCUCUAGUUUUAACCACCAUAUCCUAAACAAUUGUAUGUAUAAUUAUGGUAGAAUUGUUCAGCGAGUCGCAAUUAAACCACUGUGUUGUGCACUUGAGUUUUGGGUGAAUAUAUACCUG